Medicago truncatula (barrel medic) is the source of this 1266-nucleotide messenger RNA. RefSeq lists its product as uncharacterized. The transcript has a single exon. The record is from RefSeq and is a predicted model, not a curated record. The coding region runs from base 1 to 1266 and encodes 421 amino acids. Lineage: Eukaryota; Viridiplantae; Streptophyta; Magnoliopsida; Fabales; Fabaceae.
AUGGAACAAGCUCAUAACGCGAACCGUCCUCUUAAGGACUUUGUUGUCCCAUCCCAGGACGAGCCUCACUCGAGUAUUGUUAACCCGACGAUUCAGGCUAACAACUUUGAGUUGAAACCUUCUCUGUUGCAAAUCGUGCAACAAAACCAGUUUUCCGGUAAUUCUACGGAAGACUCGAAUUUGCACCUAUCCGUGUUCGUGCAAUUCGCUGAUACGCUUAAGUGCAAUGGUGUAAAUCCCGAAGCCAUUCGCCUAGGUUUAUUCCCUUUCUCCCUCAGAGACAGAGCCAGAGCUUGGCUGCAGUCUCUGCCGUCAAAUUCCAUUACGACAUGGAAUGAAUUGAAAAAGGCGUUCCUAGCAAGAUAUUUCCCUCCUAGUAAAACUGCCCAGCUCAGGAACCAAAUUACCUGCUUCAGGCAGACAGACGGCGAGUCGCAUUUUGAAGCGUGGGAGAGGUACAAAGAAUUAAUGAGAGCUUGUCCCCACCAUGGAUUAGAACAAUGGCUGAUUAUUCACACAUUUUAUAAUGGUGUUCUCUAUAAUACAAGGAUGACCAUUGAUGCCGCAGUUGGCGGAGCCCUAAUGGACAAACCUUUCAAGGAGGCAUACGAGCUUAUUGAGAAUAUGGCGCAGAACCAUUAUCAAUGGGGGAGCGAACGCACUCCUGUAGAGAAAUCUCAAUCCAAGGGAGGUAUGCAUGAAGUCAGCAACCUUGAUCAUAUGAACGCCAAAGUGGAUGCGUUGUUCCAUAAGUUGGAUAACUUGAAAAUCGCUCCACCAGCUACUGUUGCUGCCGUAACUCCCAAUUGUGAAAUAUGCGGAACCCCAGGACAUGUUGCUGUCGAGUGUCUGUUGUUAGCAGAAACUAAUCAAGUGAAUUACGCGCAAGGAAACCCGUACGCUAACACGUACAAUCCAGGAUUGAGAAACCACCCAAAUUUCUCUUACAAAAAUAACAAUCCUGCCUUUGCGCCAAGUCCUGCACCUGCAACACCCCCCGGUUUCCAAGGACAAAGAGGAGCCCCUGUUGCUCCGAAAAAGUCUAACCUGGAGCUCAUGAUGGAAAACUUUGUUUUAACUCAAACUCAGCAAAACAAGGAGUUUAUGAAUCAAAACGUUCAUACGAAUGAAUUGAUUAAGCAGUUGGCGCACAAAGUUGACUCCAUGGCCACUCAUAAUAAAAUUGUUGAGACGCAGAUAUCCCAAGUGGCCCAACAACAAGCAGCAACAGCUGCCCCAGCCGGAACAUUUCCGGGCCAACCGUAA